This is a messenger RNA of Eimeria mitis, 1890 nucleotides long. RefSeq lists its product as uncharacterized. NCBI's taxonomy places the organism in Eukaryota, Apicomplexa, Conoidasida, Eucoccidiorida, Eimeriidae. The record is from RefSeq and is a predicted model, not a curated record. The transcript has 3 exons. Bases 1 to 1890 code for a protein of 629 amino acids.
AUGGGCAGUGCUGCGGACACUUUAGAUGCAGGUGCGUUGGAUCCGGCAUAUUCUGAUCUAGUUUUUGGUGGAGGCGAAGAGCAACAGCAUCUUUCACAACUGGACAAAGCUCCAGGGCUUCAACAAGAAGCAUCAGAUUCAUCCGCAGUUCCGCUAGAAUAUUACCAAGCAAGCGCAGCUGCUGGACAGACGGGUUUUUUUUCUGUAGGCGACGCAUACAGCGGUGAUGCUGCUCUGACCCCGGAGGCCUGGCUCGAUGACUCUGUAGCGAACAUGUAUCCACAAACUUCCCAGCAGAUGGCAGUGAGCACUGUAUGGGGAAAUCCGGUGGUAGAAGAUUUGACAGCUUUCAGCGAUGCAGGUUCUGUGGCAUCGUCCAGUGAAGGUGCAGGUAGAUUUGGCCCUAGGACCGCAGGUGCGGAAGCUGGCAAGGGUAUCAGUGCUGCCGAAGCUUUAGAUGCAAGCGUGUGGGAUCCGGUAGAUUCUGGGCUAGUCUUUGGUGGAGACGAAGAGCAACAGCAUCUUUCACAACUGGGCAAAGCGCCAAAGCUUCAACAAGAAGCCUCGGGUUUCUCCACACGUCCGCUAGAUUAUUACGAAGCAAGCGCAGCUGCCGGGCAGCCGGAUUCUUCUUCUGGUGGCAGCGCAUACAGCAGUGAUGCUGCUCUGUCUCCGGAGGGCUGGCUCGAUGAGUCUGUAGCGAACAUGUAUCCACAAACUUCCCAGCAGAUGGCAGUGAGCACUGUAUGGGGAACUCCGGUGGUAGAAGAUUUGACAGCUUUCAGCGGUGCAGGUUCUGUGGGAACGUCCAGUGAAGGUGCAGGUAUAUUUGGUCCUAGGGCCGCAGAUUCUGGGCUAGUCUUUGGUGGAGACGAAGAGCAACAGCAUCUUUCACAACUGGGCAAAGCGCCAAAGCUUCAACAAGAAGCCUGGGGUUUCUCCACACGUCCGCUAGAUUAUUACGAAGCAAGCGCAGCUGCUGGACAGACGGAUUCUUCUUCUGGUGGCAGCGCAUACAGCAGUGAUGCUGCUCUGACUCCGGAGGGCUGGCUCGAUGAGUCUUUAUCGAACGUGUAUCCACAAACUACCCAGCAGAUGGAAGUGAGCACUGUAUGGCGAAAUGCAGUGGUGGAAACAGCUUCGACAGCUACCAUCGAUGCAGGUUCUGUGGGAACGUCCAGUGAAGGUGCAGGUAAAAUCGGCGCUAAGGUUGCAGGUACAGCAGCUGGAAAAGAUAGGGCGGUGCCGACCGUUCAAAGCAAAGCAGCGCAACGGCGUAAACGCCGGGCACAAGCCGCUGCUGCUGAUUUGGAUGCAGUGAAGGGGUCUGCGUCUGCUCCGGCUGUGCGGGCAACAAGUCGUGGACGCACAGGACAAGCUGAAGAGCCAGACCUUCGUCAGCAUCCUUUUGUUCGGCUGCCAGUGGUAAAUCCUGAGGAUAUCCACAAAAGCUUCCGUGUGGAGAUUGCACUGACACCUAAUUUGAAUAUUUCCAGCCCAAUGGAUUCGUACGUGAUGAUGCGCAGUUUAUUUGGCCAGUCUUCGCUGACGGCUGAGGAGGUGGAUACACUCAUAAAGGAAUCUGAGCUAUUGACGGAUUAUCGGCUUCCGGAAAUAGCAAGAAUGCAAAAAACAGAAGACUCGAACAAGCUGAUUAAUAAACUCAGUUCUGCACUGGCAAUAUACAAGCAACAAAGGCGCCCGGAGCCUAAGGUAAUCAUUGAUAUGAAGAGGACCAUUUUGAACCUGCCAUACAAAGGCACCCAAUUCUCUCACCCGCUGUGGAGGAUGUGGAUACAGGAUGAUAAGGAUUUCUUUGGCUCUAAAGACGAUUCGGAAAGUUCCUCUGACGAUGAAAAGCCUGGUCACGGAGAAACAAAAGAACCGUGA